AUGGUGCAAGCAAGUUUAAGCAAGAAUAAUUUGGAAAAAUACGUUGGCAUUGUGUCACUGCCAAACCAAGUCCAACAGAAAGCAGUGAAAAGGGGAUUUGAGUUCAAUCUGAUGGUUGUUGGUGAGUCUGGCUUGGGCAAAUCCACUCUUGUCAACAGCCUUUUCCUCACAAACCUCUAUAUAAAUAGAUGCAUGCCUGAUGUUUCAGAGAAGAUAGCUCGGACAGUCUCGAUAACAAAGAACACUGUAGACAUUGUUGAAGAGGGAGUAAAUCUAAGACUCACUGUUAUUGACACCCCUGGUUUUGGAGAUGCCCUUAAUAAUCAUGAAAGCUGGAAGGCCGCAGUUUAUUAUGUAGACCAGGAGAUGGAGAAGUACCGCAGAAAUGAGAUCGGGCUGAACCGUAAAAACAUAACAGACAACAGAGUGCACUGCUGUCUGUACUUCAUUUCACCUCAUGGCCAUGGUCUCAAACCGAUUGAUGUGAACUUUAUGAAGGCCCUGGAUCAGAAGGUCAACAUUGUGCCUGUGCUGGCUAAAGCAGACAGCCUCACUCCAAAAGAGAUCAGCAAUAUGAAGGCAAAGAUUUUGACUGAAAUUGACAAAUUCAAAAUCAAGAUCUUCCAGGUCCCAGAGUGUGAUGCGGAAAAUGAAGAUCUCUUCAAGCAGCAGACUGCAGAGAUAAAGAGAAGUAUACCCUUUGCUGUAAUUGGUAGUAAUACAGUAGCAGAGAGAAACGGCAGGAGAGUUCGAGCCCGUGUCUAUCCAUGGGGUAUUGUAGAAGUUGAGAAUCCAUCUCACAGUGAUUUUGUGCAUCUGAGGAACAUGUUGAUCCGCACACACAUGCAAGACCUGGAGGAUGUGACAUGGGAAAUGCAUUAUGAGAAUUACCACGCUCAGUGCAUCCAGAAUAUGAAUCACAAGGUGGUCCUUGAGAGGAAACACAGUCUGUGUAACCAGCUAAGAGACAGCGCCUCAGACUUUCCUGUGCCUCUGAUGCCUGUGGACCGUGAGACUGAACGCCUUAUUUGGGAGAAAGAUGAAGAGUUGCGGCGAAUGCAGGAAGUUCAGGAAAGGAUUCAGGAACAGAUGCAUCAUGGACAUUAA
Carassius gibelio (silver crucian carp) is the source of this 1107-nucleotide messenger RNA. Its product is annotated as septin-4-like. The record is from RefSeq and is a predicted model, not a curated record. NCBI's taxonomy places the organism in Eukaryota, Metazoa, Chordata, Actinopteri, Cypriniformes, Cyprinidae. Gene Ontology annotation, molecular function: GTPase activity; GTP binding; molecular adaptor activity. Bases 1 to 1107 code for a protein of 368 amino acids. The transcript is spliced from 12 exons. Gene Ontology annotation, biological process: cytoskeleton-dependent cytokinesis; regulation of exocytosis. Gene Ontology annotation, cellular component: septin complex; septin ring; cell division site.